Messenger RNA from Sinocyclocheilus anshuiensis, 932 nucleotides. RefSeq names its product RNA binding motif protein 8A (gene rbm8a). Gene Ontology annotation, biological process: RNA processing. Bases 55 to 579 code for a protein of 174 amino acids. The transcript is spliced from 6 exons. Gene Ontology annotation, cellular component: nucleus; cytoplasm. The record is from RefSeq and is a predicted model, not a curated record. Lineage: Eukaryota; Metazoa; Chordata; Actinopteri; Cypriniformes; Cyprinidae. Gene Ontology annotation, molecular function: mRNA binding.
UGUUCUGCGCAUGCUCGCAGCCACGUUCACUCACUCUGCUCACAAUCAGGCGUCAUGGCGGAUGUACUGGAUCUUCAUGAAGCGGGAGGUGAAGACUUUCCUAUGGACGAGGAUGGCGACGAGAGCAUUCACAAGUUAAAAGAGAAAGCCAAGAAGAGGAAGGGUCGUGGGUUUGGAUCAGAGGAGGGAGCGAGAUCUAGAGUCAGAGAGGACUAUGACACAGUAGAACAGGAUGGAGAUGAGCCUGGGCCACAGAGAUCUGUUGAAGGAUGGAUUCUGUUUGUGACUGGUGUGCAUGAAGAGGCGACGGAAGAGGAUGUCCACGAUAAGUUUGCGGAGUAUGGAGAGAUUAAAAACGUGCAUUUAAAUUUGGACAGAAGAACUGGUUACCUUAAGGGCUAUGCACUGGUGGAGUACGAGACCUACAAAGAAGCCCAGGCAGCAAUGGAAGGGCUGAAUGGCCAGGACCUUAUGGGGCAACCAAUCAGCGUUGACUGGUGCUUUGUAAGAGGACCCCCUAAGAGCAAGAGGAGGGGUGGAAGAAGACGCAGCAGGAGCCCUGACAGGCGGCGACGUUGAUUUUUCAAGUUUUUGACUCCAGUGUCUGUUUCCCAGCCAGAGUGGCAUUGUUUUUCAAGAUAGUUCGGAGUCAGAUUGGAGUGGCGUGUGUCUCUUUAAAUUGAGGAUUUUAGUGUUUUUGAGUGGGGGGGGUUGUCUUAAUUGUUAGUUAUUCACAACUUUCUGUAGGUCUUUUGUUAAAGAAUGACAGAGGCUGCUGAAGCAUACAUGUGUUGAAGCUGUCGGUAUUUCCACCACGGUUUUAUUUACUUAAAGCAGUACACUUUAAAAUGUAUGUAGACAUGUAAUUCACUCUUUGAAGCCUGUUAUGAGUAGCGAUUUGUAUAUUUCCAAUAAAUUAAUUUGGUUUGAAA